Messenger RNA from Cuscuta campestris, 786 nucleotides. NCBI's taxonomy places the organism in Eukaryota, Viridiplantae, Streptophyta, Magnoliopsida, Solanales, Convolvulaceae. The record is from the annotation of a GenBank genome assembly.
AUUCUCCCAACACCGCCACCUCCCAGGACCUAACCACGUCCGGGGAGGCGAAACAGCGGGGGAGGGUAAAAAAGUCAUUAAGAAAAAAAGGCCCGCGGGUUCGUCGGGUCUGAGGAGGAGGACGGGGAAGAAGGACCGGCACAGCAAGAUCUGCACGGCGCAAGGGGUUAGGGACCGGCGGAUGCGGCUGUCGCUGCACGUUGCAAGAAGGUUCUUUGACCUCCAAGACAUGUUAGGGUUUGACAAGGCCAGUAAAACCAUUGAGUGGCUUCUGUCCAAGUCCGAGUGUGCAAUCAGAGAGCUCAUCACAUCUCCAUCUAGUUGCAGUGAAGAAGGGAACAAUAAUAAGAGCGAAGCGACCGAGGGCAAAAACGUCUUUUUCGGGAAAAACGAGCCGAUGGAGAGAACUAAAGAGAAGGCGAUGGUGUAUGAACAUUGUUCAAACCCUACAAUGAUAAGCCCUUUUGAAGAAAAGGAAGAAGAAGGUGAUUACAAUAUGAUUAUUACCAACAAUGGCAACUUCAUGGGGUUUCUUGGGAAUUGGGAGAUGGCUCCAUUUUGAUUCAGGUAAAAAUAUUACUAAAGCAUAAGGGUAAUCUUCACAAGUAAAUCUCACUUUAGAGAGUUUUCAAGAUGAAGGUCAUCUUUUUUUCUUCUUCUUUUGUAAAAUAAAAAUUAAUUAAACCCUCAUCAUUUCUUUGGGAAGUACUCCUACAUUUAAUUUCUUUAUUUCGAGCAUGUGGACCGAGAAAAACAUUUAUCCUCCAAUAAAUACUGGACUUUAAU